Messenger RNA from Tachyglossus aculeatus (Australian echidna), 300 nucleotides. RefSeq names its product defensin-B4-like. Bases 1 to 300 code for a protein of 99 amino acids. The record is from RefSeq and is a predicted model, not a curated record. Gene Ontology annotation, cellular component: extracellular region. Gene Ontology annotation, biological process: innate immune response. The transcript is spliced from 2 exons. NCBI's taxonomy places the organism in Eukaryota, Metazoa, Chordata, Mammalia, Monotremata, Tachyglossidae.
AUGAGGGCGUCGCUGCUCCUCCUCACCCUGCUGGUCUACCUGGCCCACGCCCCCCAAGCGCAAGGUGUAUUUGGACCCAAGCGCUGCAAAGACAAGGUGGGCUAUUGCCGCCACAAGUGUCAGCCCAAGGAGGUGCAGGUGAGCCAGUGCUCCAACAAAGUGGUCUGCUGCGGCGUCAACACAGGCACGGGCUCCUCAGGGGACUCCAAACUGGUCCCUGCCGUCAAUCCUCAGCCGAACCCCCAGGAGAACGAGCCCGAGGAAAACCCGAGGGAGGAAGCCACCACGGUCUCUGAGUGA